Molecule: messenger RNA, 1866 nt
Organism: Urocitellus parryii (Arctic ground squirrel)
Lineage: Eukaryota; Metazoa; Chordata; Mammalia; Rodentia; Sciuridae
Gene: Dnase1l1
Product: deoxyribonuclease 1 like 1
Biological process (GO): DNA catabolic process
Cellular component (GO): nucleus
Molecular function (GO): deoxyribonuclease I activity; DNA binding
Source: RefSeq, a predicted model, not a curated record
GUGAUCCUCCUGAGUCUCUGGGAUUACAGGCGCGCGCGCUGCCGCCCCUGGCCCUUAACUGCUCCUCGAGCGGCUACGGCUGCUCACUUGUGGAAGCCACACUCUGGUGAUUCACAGGCUCUCAAGUCCCACAGCCGGGUAAGGGAGGGUGGGGCCUAUGAGGGAUCGUGGGACGGCAGUUGGCAGUUCCCAGGCCAGUGCCCGCCCUCGGAGCCGGCUGUGGGGCGGAGCUGGAGCGGGCUUACUCAUCUAUCAGGAGGAGUUGGGUGGCCCUGCUGGGUGGGUCAGGAAGAGUUUCCUCUUUUUCUCCCCGCUCUGGUCCCUACCCAGGCAGGCGCUUCGAUCUCGAUCUCGUGAGGUGUCGUGAUCCGUUUAAGUCUGAGGCAGGCGUGGAGACAAGCAGGCGUGAGCAGGCAUAUGUGAAGACAUUGGCAGGUAUCCCCAGGGAGAGAUGUAGAAAACCUGCAGGGUGACUGCCGCUUGAGCAAGUCCAACUGGGAGCACACUGAGCAGUUUAGAUUCCUCUGGAGAAACGCCUUUGCUGCAUGCAGUUAUGCACAGUCUAGCUGCAUUCCUGCUCAUCCUCCUGGCUGGUGGUGCUGAGGCCUUUCGCAUCUGUGCCUUCAACACCCAGCGGCUGACACUGGCCAAGGUGGUCACGGAGCAAGUGAAGGACACCUUAGUCCGGAUUGUGGCUCGCUGUGACAUCAUGGUGCUACAGGAGGUGGUGGAUUCUUCUAAUAAGACCAUCUCCCUCCUGCUUCAAGAACUCAAGCGAUUUGAUGGCUCCAGACACUAUAGCUCCCUGUACAGCUCCAGAUUGGGGCGCAGCACAUACAAGGAGAAGUAUGUGUACAUCUACCGGUCCGACAAGACACAGGUCCUGAAUUCCUACCAGUAUGAAGAUGAGGAUGACCUAUUUGCCCGGGAGCCCUUUGUGGCCCAGUUCACUUUGCCUAGCAAAAUCCUUCCCAGCCUGGUGCUGGUCCCACUGCACACCACUCCUAAGGAUGUAGAAAAGGAGCUGAAUGCCCUAUACAAUGUGUUUCUGGAUGUCUCACAGCGCUGGCAAAGCAAGGAGGUGAUCCUACUUGGGGACUUCAAUGCUGAUUGCACUUCACUGCCCAAAAAACGCCUAAGCCAGCUUCUACUGCGGACUGAAGCAGGCUUCCACUGGGUGAUUCCUGAUGGGGAGGACACCACAGUGAGGGCCAGCACCCACUGCACCUACGACCGCAUUGUGCUGCAUGGGGAGGGCUGCCAGAGCCUGCUGCAGGCUGCAGCUGCCUUCAACUUCCCCAAGAGCUUCCAGCUCACUGAGGAAGAGGUAGUGAGGCCCUCAGCAUCAGUGACCACUACCCUGUGGAGGUGGAGCUCAAUCAGACUGCUCGAAGUAUCCAGCCCCUCAGCCUGCCCACUCUGCUCCUGCUGUCACUACUUUUGUCACUCCUGCCCUCUCAGCUGGACCUGGUGGCCCACGGGUGUGAUGUCCAUGUUGCCUUUAGGACUUGAUUCUUGGUCUCAUCCAUCCAGUCUGUUCUGCCCUGGGGCUGAAGUGACCCUUUUGCUUGGUUUGGCUUUUUUUCUUGGUAUUAGAAGGGGCAUCCAGGACCUGAGGCUGGACCCAUGGUGCUCCCCUUCAGGUAGUGUCAGGAGUGAAAACAAAAGCAGGUGUCAGGGCUGGAGAGAUGAGCUCAGGUGAGCAUCUCUACAUCUUCUCUCUGCCAGACCUCACAGAGCUCAGAAAGGGGACUCACAACAGAUCAAAAAAUUCUACUGUAUGACAAAAAAGCCAGAUUGGAUAGGUAUUACAUGUGGGUAGCAGAUGUCAACAGGAAACCAUUGAGAACCCAGUAGAUAUACAAA